UACUGUGUCCCAAACCGCAUACUUCCAUGCUCCACACUACCGUGCUCCGGAAUAUGCACUCCAGGCAAUGCUUGGGACUAUGCACUCCGAACCAUGGAAGUGCGGUAGCACGGAGAAACGGUUAAAUGUGUGGGAUGCACUUCGUGACGACAUCUGGACAUAACCUUUAACCUUUGCCGAAACUAUCGGUGAAAUUCCGGUAGUAAACCUGAGGGGAAUAACGUGAGAGCAUUUAUUUCAUACCGUAUUUAUUUCGUAUUUAUUCAAGCGGACUUGACGCCGUUACCUAUUUAAAUGUCCUGUAAAAAAUUACACAUAACUGUCUAAAUGAAAAAAAAAACAACUUAAUACAUAUACAUUUUAGUUAUAUUGAUACGACCUCUUUAACGAUAUCGACUAGGAACACGCUUGGAAUUCCUUAAUCGCGACCAUUAUUAAGUACAUUGGUACAAAUGCCACUUCACAGUUUCCAACUGUACUCCUAAUGGCUAUUUUGCUUCCUGCGACUUGGGUGACAACUGUGAAUAUGUAACGGAUCGCUAGAAAUGGUAGUAGGGACGAGCCUUUUUCAAUUAACCAGAAAUACACAAGACGGGACACUUAAUCUUAGCUGUAACUAUCGGAGAAAUGUAGAUGGUAAACCUGAGGGGAAUAAUGUUAAUUUGUUAGUUCGCUAGCUGAAUUGGUACUGUAUAAGUAGGCUGUGUUACUGAAAUACUCUGAUAUAACCAGUUAUCAGCAACAUUUAAUCGGCAUAGCUCAUCCGUUAAAUUGAAUUCUCCAUUUUUGCUAGCGUUUGUAUGUCAGAACAGAACCGGUUGGCGACGUUUUUCAGUGAACAAUCUACCCCAUAAUAAAGUUGCAAUUGCACUGUAAACAAUCAUGUGUUGUGUUUUCAUUAUUUUCGCGCUGUUUACCAGCGCGUGAACAACUGGGUAUGCAGUAAGUUAGGCGACAGAAAUGGAGCCCGUUAUGUUCGUGAUGGUCAUGCUACUUUUCAUGGGGUGGUACAUUUCACAUGAAACGGGGAAAAGAUUGGCUGUGGUGAGGAGACAGCAACUGAUCGUCGAAAACGGGAUCCGACGAAGGCAGGCUAUCCGGAGAGCGGCAGCAAGGAGACGAGCAUUACUGAGAAGGAUUGCGCUUGCCAGCACAGAUGGAGAAAGCCUUGCAAGGUAUGGCAGGAUUAAUGUCAGUGUCCCGAUCCUCACAAAAUUUUUUGAUGAGGACCAGGAUCUCCGGCCAGACUUUCGUUUGUCCAGACGGGAAAUCCGGAGUCUCUUGAGAAUGCUCCCCAACAUGAGGGACCAUGGCUGGGGCUACACACUAGAUGUCCUCACCUUUGUGUACUGGCUGGCCUGUGGGACAUCCUACCGUGUGGUGUCAGAGGUGUUUGCUGUCCCACGCAGCACAGUACACAGGAUGGUCCAUGCCAUUGCAGAUGACCUGAUUUCCAUCCUGCUGAGAGUCAUACACCUCCCUGAAACAGGAGACCUGGAAGCCAUUGGAGAGGGGUUCUGUCGGCUGGCAGGACAUUCAGCGUUCAGGAAGGCUGUGGGAGCCAUUGAUGGGUGCCACAUACGAUUGAAGCCACCUGAAGGAGUCACUAGACAGUGA
Anguilla rostrata (American eel) is the source of this 1617-nucleotide messenger RNA. RefSeq lists its product as uncharacterized. The coding region runs from base 961 to 1617 and encodes 218 amino acids. The record is from RefSeq and is a predicted model, not a curated record. NCBI's taxonomy places the organism in Eukaryota, Metazoa, Chordata, Actinopteri, Anguilliformes, Anguillidae. The transcript is spliced from 2 exons.